UUUUCAUUACUCUCUCUUUUUCCAAGAUAAGAAAACAACAAAAACAACAAAAAUCCCUUUCCGUGUCUUCUGCGAACUGUCACAUCCGUACGUGCAACGUGGAAUGACGAAAACACCCUGCAAGACUUAAUAGUCUCUCUCUCUCUCUUUCUUUUUAGUCUCUUUCGGUCUUGGUUUCUUGGACAGUGAAAAGAAUUGGAGAAAGAAAGCGUUUUUGUGAUGUUGUCGUCGUCGUGGGAGAUGCAACUAGUGGAUACGGCGAAAGAGGAACUCGAGAUUCUUCACACUCAAUAUCCCAACCGCUUCGCCUACCUCAAAUCCGACCUUCAAUCUUUCAUUUCUAACCUCCGUGAAGAUCACGCGCCACCGUGUGUCUCCUCCUCCUCCGUCGUUCUCACUCAAGAAUCAUCAAACUGUCAGAAUAAGCAGAAACACAAGAAGAGAAAGUACACUGUGACCAAAUUUGGAGACCAAGAAUCUUCAUCAUCAACAACGGUAAAGAUCCACAAGAACAAUAACAAGAUGGUCCAGAGAGUGGUUACAAAGAGAAAAAACAGAGUUGAAAUGGUUCUUGAAAGGGCUCAACACUGUCUCCAGAAGAUAAGAGACGUGAAAGCCUCUUUGUGUUGAAUUUCUUUUUACAACGUUUUCUUUUUCUUGUUUUGGGUUGAAAUGUAAGAAUGUUACCGACCAAGAAAACGUUGUGCAA
Molecule: messenger RNA, 709 nt
Organism: Eutrema salsugineum
Lineage: Eukaryota; Viridiplantae; Streptophyta; Magnoliopsida; Brassicales; Brassicaceae
Exons: 2
Coding region: 220-630 (136 amino acids)
Source: RefSeq, a predicted model, not a curated record